Messenger RNA from Saitoella complicata NRRL Y-17804, 924 nucleotides. Its product is annotated as nitrate reductase. The transcript has a single exon. The record is from RefSeq and is a predicted model, not a curated record. NCBI's taxonomy places the organism in Eukaryota, Fungi, Ascomycota, Saitoellomycetes, Saitoellales, Saitoellaceae. Gene Ontology annotation, molecular function: oxidoreductase activity. Bases 1 to 924 code for a protein of 307 amino acids. Gene Ontology annotation, cellular component: endoplasmic reticulum.
AUGCCAAAAUCCCGUAACGGCGGCCUCAACGAGCCCAUGAACGGCCUCUACAUCCCUAUGGGCCUCGUGAUCUUCGGCACCCUCCUCGUCCAGCCUUCCUACACCCCCUACGCAGUCAUCGUCGCCCUCUCCCUCGGCGCUUUCAAGGUCUGGCGUGGACAGCCCAGGAAGGUCCUCAAGCCUGCCGAGUACCAGGAUUUCGAGUUGCUCGACAAAACCGUAUUGACACACAACACCGCGAUCUACCGUUUCGGUCUCCCUAGACCCAACGACAUCUUGGGCUUGCCUGUCGGUCAGCACAUCACCGUCGCAGCCACCAUUGACGGAAAAGAGAUCUCGCGUUCGUACACCCCUACCUCCUCUGACAACGACAAAGGCCACUUCGACCUCCUCAUAAAAUCUUACCCCACCGGUAACAUCUCCCGCUACAUCGAAUCCAUGAAACUCGGGCAAACAAUUAAAGUCAAGGGGCCCAAGGGACAAAUGCGCUACGAAAACGGUCUCGUCAAAGAAUUCGGAAUGAUCGCUGGUGGUACUGGAAUCACUCCCAUGUUGCAGAUCGUCCGCGCAAUCCUUAACAACCCCGCCGACCAGACAAAGGUCUCGUUGAUCUUCGCAAACGUGAAUGAAGAGGACAUCCUCCUCCGCGAAGACCUCGACGAACUCGCAAAAGACCACGCGGGCCAAUUCCGCAUCAAGUACGUCCUUAACAACCCCCCGGAGGGCUGGACCGGCGGUGUUGGUUUCGUGACGCAGGAGAUGAUCAAGGAGUGGUGUCCUGGACCGGAGUUGGGGAAGGAUGUCAAGAUUUUGUUGUGUGGGCCUCCGCCUAUGGUUGGGGCUAUGAAGAAGGCGGUUGUGGAGUUGGGGUAUGAGCAGCCGAAGGUUGUUUCUAAGUUGGAGGAUCAGGUGUUCUCGUUCUAA